AUGCCACCAGGUGAUUACGCCUGUUGGCCCAAGAGGGAGAACAGGGUAGCAGCCGGGAUUGGGUGCUUACCUCUUGGCGUCACAAAGAUCAAUUUCAUCAGGGAUCCACGAUGGUCGGCUGCCAAAGCAUGGAAUUCUCACGGUUCCCAACCAAAGCUACGGAGCGAUCAAAUUUUCGAUUUACCAACUUCAGGAGAUGAAGAAAACGAUCCACGCGGUGUGGAGACAAAGACAUCAGCUCCCGUGUGCGCGGCGUCCGCCCGCCGACUCGCUCCCCUGCAGUCUCCGAAAAUUUUUAGAAGUGAGGCACAAGCCCAGGCUAGGAGGUCCAAAAAGCCGAACGGUGAAGAUGGUUCAGUGGGAGUGUUGGCAUCCCUCUUUGUUGUUGCAGCUCUGGCCGGGUGUGCAAAUGUUUUGAUUACAAAUCCUAUAUGGGUUAUUGUCACUCGUAUGCAGACUCAGAAACGAAAGAAAGGUCCGACAUCUUCAACAGAAAACGAUCUCACAGUAAAAGUUGAUGGUGGACUACCAAGUUCUGCUGUUACAAAUCCUAAUUUCAGUGGAUCUCCUACCAAAUCACAGCUUGGAGCUCGCGAUACAGUCAAGGAUUUGUACAAGGAGGCUGGGUUGCUUGGAUUUUGGAAAGGUGUUUUGCCCACUCUCAUCAUGGUCAGUAACCCGUCAAUACAAUUCAUGAUCUAUGAGACUUUACUGAAGAAACUUACAGAAAAGCGGCCUAGAAAUGAAAAUGGUUUGAAACCUUUAGCUGCAACUGAGGUCUUCUUACUUGGAGCGGUUGCGAAGCUUGGGGCAACUGUAGUGACAUAUCCUCUAUCGGUUGUGAAGUCACGACUCCAAGCAAAGCAGGAUGGUGGAGGCCAUGCUUCUCUACAGUACGCAGGGACAUUGGAUGCAAUCACAAAAAUGGUUCGCUUUGAGGGCCUGGCGGGCUUCUACAAGGGCAUGAGCACCAAGAUUGUACAAAGUGUGGUGGCAGCAGCCAUUCUUUUCAUGAUCAAAGAGGAGCUUGUGAAAGUAGCACGGACCGUAGUGGUCAUUAAUCAGCCAAAUUGUACAAGACUGACAAAUUCAAAACUGGAUUCUUAACCUAUAUCCAUCAAGUCUAGCUGACUCUUAGAUUCGACCUUAUUCAGCCUGUCAACCUCUCUCCACCCUCAGA
Physcomitrium patens is the source of this 1180-nucleotide messenger RNA. Lineage: Eukaryota; Viridiplantae; Streptophyta; Bryopsida; Funariales; Funariaceae. The record is from RefSeq and is a predicted model, not a curated record.